Prorocentrum cordatum is the source of this 5403-nucleotide messenger RNA. NCBI's taxonomy places the organism in Eukaryota, Dinophyceae, Prorocentrales, Prorocentraceae. The record is from the annotation of a GenBank genome assembly.
AUGGCCAGCUCCGCCUACCGCCGGCUGCUGCGCGACUUCAAGAAGGUGACCGCCAACGACGCUCCCGAGGGCAUCUCGGCCGCCCCGGUCGGGGACGACCUGUUCCAGUGGACCGCCAUCGUCUUCGGCCCCGCGGACACUCCCUGGGAGGGCGGCGUGUGGAAGCUGGACAUGGCCUUUCCCCCGGAGUACCCGGACAAGCCGCCGACCGUCCGUUUCCGCAACGAGGUCUUCCACCCCAACGUCUUCCCCGACGGCCAGAUAUGCCUCGACCUCCUGCGGGCGACGGGCGCCGCCGCGGGCUGGUCUCCGUCCUACGACGCGGGGCCCGCUCGGCUGCCCCCGCGGGAAGCCUCCUGGCUCAGUGAUCGGGGCGCCCCGCGCGCGGGCCGCCGCAUGCCUGUGGCGUCUCUCGGCGUCAAGAAGCCGAAGAAGCUGAAGAAGGGCCCGAGGAAGCACGACCUCGAUGGCGACAACAGCGACGCCUCAGGGACCACCACCGCUCAGCCUCCUGGUGGCGCAGGUGUUUCUGCUGCUCUCUCUGCAGAUAAUCUCCCUGCCCCUGCUGAUGGCGACCCUGCUCAUGGCGCUCAUGGUGAAGAUGAAAAUGAAGAUUGGGGCUGGGAAGAAACUGGACCUGACGAGUACUUUCGGUACCUGGCGAAAGAGGAGGCCACCAAGCUGCUACGCGAACACAAGCAGACGAUGCUGGACUCCAUCAGAUCCACGGUGGACGAGGCCAUCAACCCCUUCGCCGAGCAGUUCUCCAAGCACGCCGAGUCCGCUGCUGAACUGGCCCAAGGUGUCAAGGAGCAGAUCGACGGGAUGCAUAUUCGGCUGCGUGCCCAUGAGACCAGACUGGACACCCAUGACUCCGACAUUUCCUUCCUCAAGGCCGAGAUCAGCAAGCUGCACGAGCUCCUCGCCGUCGCCAAUGAUGUCCCAAAGGCCCCGCUGCUCUCCGCCGCCGGCUUUGAUCGUGACGCCGACCCGUGUGUUAUCAAAGUCAUUGCAGCCAAGCUCACGGCCCUCGACCAGGUUCAGCAGACCCUCUCUGAUUGGAUCACCGAGGUCGGUGUUGAGCCAAAAUUCUUCAAGAUCUCUUUCCCUGAGGCCGUCAGCCGCAGCUUCUCCAUCAACUUCGUUGGUGCACCCGCCCCCGCUGCUCGUCGAGUUGCCAAAGUGCUCGGUGCCCAACGCCUCGGGCCUGGCCAAUGGAAGCGCUUCGAGACCACCGCAGCAGACGGACAGUCCACGGCUCUUCAUAUCGGCCCCGACAAGAACCCGCGUCAUAUUCGCAUGGAGAUGCAGGGGGCCCAGGUAAAGGCCAGCGUGCUCAAGCUGCCAAGUGGUCUAAGAAAUUGGCACCUCUCAUGGAGGUCACGUCGGAUCGCAUGCCACAGUCAUGCCUUUCCCCGCGUCCUGGGGCUUCCUGAGACCUUAGCCGAGAAGGAGGUGAGCGACCACGCAGCUCAGUCUUGUUUUUUCUCACAGCGCUCCACAAAGCCCGAGGGGUAUCGGAAGAUCCCGAGGCACAUUUUCGAGUCCAAAGCGUUCCAGGACUUGUUGGAUACCGUUACUCGGCAGCUAGAUUUCACGCCCCGCUCACCUCCCGGGCAGAUUGAACUCUUCAAGUGGGCAGUUAAUGAAGUUGCGCGAGAGAUUCGCGAUCGUCUUAUGCGGCACGACUCCGAGGCACUGGGCUCUCAGCUCCUUCUAGCGAGUGGAGCGAAGCUUUGCAAGUGCGUCAUGCUGACCUCCAACGCCGUCACCUGGAGGCAGAGCUCGCUGGUGGACGUUCUACCCCUCAACUCCGCCACCAACUUCAAGCUCUCGAGAGGCGUGCAUCUAUUUGGUCACCACUUUCUCGUCGGCUGGUCCUUCAAGGCAUCAAAGAUUCAGCGAGGCUUUAUCCCACAGAGGAACUUUGGAGUGAACAUUCUGGAGCUCGACACGGUCAGCAGGGUCUACUCAGAUGUGCCGUCAGCCGAAUCCAAUGUCCCUGUCUUGGUUGCACUAGACUAUGGCGCUGCUUUCCCCAGUCUCUCUCAGGAGUUCAUGCGUGCGGUGCUCAACGAGAUGCAGGCGCCGCGUGCCUGUCUGUCCAUCAUCGACCAGCUGUACUUAGAGCUCGAGGCUUUUGCAAUGGUCCGCAAUACUCCUACCCAUGCCUGGUGGGUUACGUCUGGCAUUGUCCAGGGCUGCUCAUUGAGCGGCUCCCUCUACGCUGCGGCCACUGCCCCAUUCCUCGUCGAUCUCCAGCGCCAGCUUGAGGCACCGAGGAGAGGUAUUGCGAGAGCUUGUGCCGACGACAUUGGUGCAGCCAUCAGAGCCAUCCUCAGCCUGUCCAUCUUAGCGGACAUCAUGCUUCUUGCCGAAAGAUUUGCCACGCUGUCUUUGAGGAUCGACAAAUGCAACCUCGUCCCGCUGCACAAGCCAUUCUCGGAAGCUGAGGCAUCAGAGGUUCGCCCGCUGCUCUGUGCACAUGUUCCAUUCUUCAAUCGCAUCAACAUAGUCGAGUCCCUCAAGCGCCUUGGGCUUAUUCUUGGUCCUGCAGCCGAUGCUGACUCGUGCUGGACAGCUCCUGCGAUGAAGGCUCAUGAACGAUCCAAGCUGGUUGGCCACAGUCACCUUCCCGUGUCUCGCUUGCCAGUUCACCACAACAUCCGCAUCACCGCAGUGCUGUCGUAUGUCGCCCCAUUCCGUAUGAUGCCGCAGUGGCUAGUGCAGAGCGAACUUGUGGCAUUCGUGGAGACGCUGUUCAACAUCAAACACGGUCCGUUCCAGCCCGCGAUUUACACACGCGAGCUGCUGUCUAUUGCGCGCCAGGCAGCUACGCAUCGUCUCCUCGUCCAGCCUUCUGGUGUGGGCCUGCAGAGGUACAUAACGUUGGCGGUCAAGAAGCACCUUAUCUCUCGUCCGGUUUGGAACGUACUGGUCGUGCGGCUCGCCCUCGCCCAUCCCGACAUGUACUGUGAUGGUGCAUCUAAGGUGCCUGCGGCGAGAUGGUCCCACAUCGCGAAAUGCCUUCGCUCUUGCUCAACCUUGUGGGCUAUGGCGUAUCUGAAAUCUGCUGCCAACGGAUGGACUACGUCUUCCCGCAUCCUUGGUGACCGCGGACGCCUUCCCUGCCGCUUUGGUUGCGCGGGCGCGGCAGACCAGCUCAAGCACUAUCUUUCGUGCCCGAAGUUCCGCAACAUCUGCGAGGAGGUGCUUGGCUUCUCUCGGCCUGAUCACCCGCUCGGUCGUCUAGGCCUCUUCGGAUCCGCGGUGGAUAUCGGCAAGGUGGUCUUCGACAUAGUGGUGAUGCACUUCGCCUACCAUGCGGCGUCACGCGCUGCCCCGUCUGGGACCUGUCAGAUGGAUGUCGACCCGCUGGUGACCAAGCCUCUAUCCAGAACGGCUGAGGAAGCCUCUGUGGAGUACGAAUACCUCCCCGACGACGGCACAGCCGCCCACGCCGACCACCCUUCGCCCACGGACGAGGACCUCCGCACAAAGGAUGCAAGUUAUGACAAUCCUUCGCUAUCGGUCAAGGGCCUUCCACCUCCAUUCGAGGACGAUCUCAUGAGCGACGACGAGUGCGACUACCUGUUGCAUCGUCGAUGGCUGGUCCACCUCCUGUGCACCAUGGCGGCGCAGCACUUGUCGGGCAACCUCGCCCUAGACCUCAUCUUCCUUCUGGUGCUCACAGACGGCUACUCCGUCCCCAGCGGCGUCCACAGGAGGAUCCCAGAGUGCUACUCCGUCCUCGUUUGCCUCCUCGUGUGCGCGCUGCGGGCCAAGGGGGAGGUGGAGGAUUCUGAGUUCCUCCCACUGAUUCAUGAAGCCGACAACCGGCCGACGGACAUGACGGAGUCCGACCCGAACUUUCUCGAGCUGGCGGCGGAGAUCGAGGGAGGUGUUUUCCCUGACCAUGUACCUGAUGUUCAUCACGAGCUUGACGACCUCAUGGGCGUCCACACCGACGACGGCGACGACAUCGAGUCCCUCCUCGUCGGCAACCCCCUCGACGUCGACACGAUGCCCCUGAGAGGCAUCGAGGCGGGCCUGCCGGCGAUGGCGGAGGCUCAGUUCCCCGCCGGACUGCAGGCCACCGUGCCCAGCAGCGGCGCCAGUGCGGGGCAGCUGCCGGUCACCACGGCCAUGAUGGGCCAGUACCCUGGCCUGGAUCAGCAGGCCAUGCUGUCUCAGGCCAUGAUGGCCCAGCAGGCUCUGCUCGGGCAGCAGGCGCUGCUGGAUCCGCAGGCCCUCCUGGCCCAGCAGGCGAUGCUGGGGCAGCAGGCCCUGCUAGCUCAGCAGGCGAUGCUGGGCCAGCAGGCCCUGCUGGGCCAGCAGGCGAUGAUGGGUCAGCCGGCGCUCCUGCCCCAGCAGCCCGCGCUCGGCCAGCAGGCCCUGCUGGCGCAGCAGCCGGCGCUCGGCCAGCCGCUGCUCGCCCAGCCGCUGCUCGGCCAGCACCCGCUGCUCGCGCCGCCGGCGCUCGGCGGACAGCCGCUGCUCGGCCAGCAGACGCUGCCCGCCGGCGGCUGUGGGCAGCCGCUGCUCGGCCAGCAGGCGCUGCCCGCCGGUGGCUGCGGAGCCCUGGAGCAGCAGACCGCGCCAGGCCUGGAGGCUGCGGCAGCGGCUCCCUCUGGCGGCAAGGGGUUCGGCAAGUCGCCCCUGCCGGGCGAUUGGAAUUGUCCUGCCUGUGGGGACUACCAGUUCGCGAGGAACACGCACUGCCGCCGCUGCGGCAGCCUGAAGCCGCCGGACGCCGGCCUCACGGGCGCCGUGGCGGUGCAGCCGGCGGUGGGCGUCCUGACGCGCGGGCUGGAGGCCCGCCCUGGCGACUGGUCCUGCCCGCAGUGCGGCAUGCACGUAUUCGCGAGGCACCAGGUUUGCCCCAAGUGCGGCACGAAGAAGCCGGAGAACGCGGACAUGCCGGUGGUCCAGGAGAACCAGGAGGCGGCACCGGGCGGCUUCGUGGGCGGAGAGGGGUGGCAGGCGACCGCCGACGGCAACGACUGGCUGCCCCCGGGGGACUGGCUCUGCCCGUCUUGCGGCGACCACCAGUUCGCCAGGAACAUCCCCUGCCGCAAGUGUGGCGCCGCCCGGCCGCUCGGCGGGGGCGGCUGCAUGAUGGUGAGCGGCCAGCCGGUCGCCCUGCAGAUGAGGCCGGGCGACUGGCAGUGCCCAGGAUGCGGCGACCACGUGUUCGCGAAGAAUCCCGUCUGCCGCAAGUGCCAGACCCCGAAUCCCAACGGGCCUACUGUCGGGCUGCCCUGCGGAGGUGGCCCCGCCGCCAUCACGCCGAAGCCAGGCGACUGGUCCUGCCCCGCGUGUGGCGACCUCGUCUUCGCCAGGAACAGCGCCUGCCGGAGGUGCGGCACGCUGAAGCCGCCGCUGGACGCGUCAGGCAUUUGA